GAAGGGCACACAUUUGUCUACGGUCGGCUCCCUGGUUGGUGACCGUAGCACCUGAAGGCGCUGAUGGCUGCCGCUUGCUGUGUGAGGACCGUGUUCCGGCCAGCCAUUCUCAGCUUUGCUUGGGAGGUUUCGCUUUGCUGUGGGAGCCCACGAAGGAGCUUCAUACUACAACACAGUUAUCCUCUCUCCUCCAAAUACGGUGGGCGGCACACCGUGACCAUGAUUCCCGGCCACGGCAUCGGGCCAGAGCUGAUGAUGCACGUCAAGAACGUGUUCAGGUAUCUGAGAGUGCCUGUGGACUUCGAGGAAGUGAUGGUCCGCUCCAGUAUUUCCGAAGAGGACGUGUACAACACCGUCAUCGCGGUCUGCCGGAACCGCGUGGCCCUCAAGGGCAACAUCGAAACCAACCACAACCUGCCCCCUUCCCACAAAUCCUUCAACAACGUGCUUCGCACCACCCUGGAUCUCUUCGCCAACGUCAGCCAUUUUAAGAGUCUUCCAUGCGUGGAGACCCGACACAAGAACAUAGACAUCCUGGUGAUCCGGGAAAACACAGAGGGCGAGUACAGCAACCUGGAGCACCAGAGUGCGAAAGGAGUGAUCGAGAGCCUCAAGAUAAUCACAAGGACCAGGUCUUUGCGCAUCGCUGAGUACGCCUUCCAGCUGGCCCAGAAGCUGGGACGCAAGAAAGUCACAGCCGUGCACAAGGCCAACAUCAUGAAGCUGGGAGACGGCCUCUUCCUGCAGUGCUGUAGGGACGUGGCAUCCAGUUACCCCCAGAUCUCCUUCGAAGGGAUGAUUGUGGAUAAUACCACCAUGCAGCUGGUCUGCAAGCCCCAGCAGUUCGAUGUCAUGGUGAUGCCUAACCUUUAUGGAAACAUUGUCAACAAUGUCUGUACGGGCUUAGUUGGUGGCGCAGGGCUGGUGCCAAGUGCCAACUACGGCCACAAGUAUGCAGUGUUUGAAACAGCGGCACGGCAGUCAGGCAAGAAAAUAGCCAAUAAGAACAUGGCCAACCCUACAGCCAUGCUGCUGGCCAGCUGCAUCAUGCUGGAUUACCUCAAGCUCCACUCCCAUGCCAACAUCAUCCGUGAUGCUGUCUUGACAGCCAUGGAUAACAAACAUUUGCAUACCCCAGACAUCGGAGGCCAGGCGACCUCAUUGGACGUCAUCCAGCAUGUCAUGAACCACAUCGAUAGAGUCACUUAAAUGGCCUGUGUCUUAGGGCAUGUGUUCUCCAAAGUCCAUCCCCUUCCCCCCUUACCCUCCCCCAACUAACUCAGAAACCCCAGCCAACCUGGCUAAAAUGGACUCUAGAAUACAGAAACCAACUCCUGCUUCGUCCAGUUCAGAAGAGGCAGAGGGGUGGAGGGAAUCUGAUUAAGUUAAAUUAAAAUGCCCCCAAAUGCUGUC
Molecule: messenger RNA, 1413 nt
Organism: Erinaceus europaeus (western European hedgehog)
Lineage: Eukaryota; Metazoa; Chordata; Mammalia; Eulipotyphla; Erinaceidae
Product: isocitrate dehydrogenase [NAD] subunit gamma, mitochondrial-like
Exons: 1
Coding region: 64-1209 (381 amino acids)
Biological process (GO): tricarboxylic acid cycle; isocitrate metabolic process
Cellular component (GO): mitochondrion
Source: RefSeq, a predicted model, not a curated record